This is a messenger RNA of Rotaria sp. Silwood2, 459 nucleotides long. The record is from the annotation of a GenBank genome assembly. Lineage: Eukaryota; Metazoa; Rotifera; Eurotatoria; Philodinida; Philodinidae.
AUGGAAUGUCGUUUUGUUCAACGUGCCGAUCAUCAUUAUAAACAUAAACGAAAACUAAAUAAUGUUAGUGUUAAAAAAUCACGUGAAAAAUCUCGUCGUGAACGUGAAGAAACUAUUGAAUCAAUAAAUCAAUUACAAGAAGAUAAUGAAAAAUUACUACAAAAUUUACAAGCAUUAAAACAAGAAUAUGAACAAUUACGAAAUUUAUUUCAACAACAUACUGGAAUCGAUAUUAAUCAAAUGAUUUCAUCCGAAUCAAAAACAACAUCGGAUUUAUCAACAUCAUCAAUUCCAUCAAGAGAAGAAUCCACAAAAAAUGCAUCAAAACCAGUAUUAACAAUAAAUACAACUGAAGAUCAAUCGUCAUCAAGUCAUCAACUAGAUGUAAAUAAUCUAGAUGGAUCUAUUGUACUUAUCAAUGGAGUUCAAUAUAAAAUUAUGAGCAUUGAUAAAAAUUAA